CUUGCUUUGCUAGGAUCCCGUGCUUUUACCGGAUCCUAUUUCUGCCUUCUGCCCUCGUGCCUCUUUCCGGGCACGUCUAAUCUUUCAAAACGGCGGUUCUAUCGCACGCCUCGCGGGACAGCCUUGUCCCUCCUCAUCUUCUCGGGAUGCAGGACCUCUCAGCGCCUGGUGGUAUCCCCACUGGCCCUGCCGCCAACUCAGGGGGGAGAUAUGGUCACGCGUCUAAGCCUUCCAACAGCGAUACCGGUUUCUCUCACGGUGCUUUCACUUCCAACAUCUCUGGCUUUGCUGACAGACAUCCUCGCCGUGGUAACAUUCCUUCAAUCAACACUCAGCAGCAGCUAAACCCUCCUGUUCAGAACAACAUACCUGACAUGACCACCCCUGGCACCGGCUUCGAUAUGCAGUUCACUCCUUUGCUACCGUCCCAGUUGCUUCUCGGUAGUCCCUUUCAACCUGGUACCCCGGCUGCUUUCAACAGCCCCCAGUUUCAGAACUUGUCCGCCUUUCAGCACAGCCAACAACAGCACAAUGGUCAGCAACAGCAGAAUGGUAUGACGAGCCCUGUUCAGCAGAACAUGUCGCCCCAGACUUACCAAUCGAUCGUGUCUCCCUCUACGUACGGCGCCCCGCAGUUCUUUCAACCGCAGUCACCCAAUGGUUCAUUCAACAAUAUGAAUGGUAUGCAGAUGCAGCCUCAAUCGCCGACAUUGAGCCCUGGUAUCGUUACCGGAACUAGCAGGACGGUCUACCUUGGCAACAUCCCCCCUGACACUUCCGCCGAAGAAAUUCUUGGUCAUGUUAGGAGCGGUCAGAUCGAGUCGGUUCGGUUACUCCCUGACAAGAACUGCGCUUUCAUCUCUUUCCUUGACGCAAAUGCCGCCACUCACUUCCACUCGGAUGCUAUUUUGAAAAAGCUUUGCAUUAAGGGACAGGAUAUCAAGAUCGGCUGGGGCAAGCCUUCUCAGGUUCCUACGUCAGUCGCGUUGGCUGUUCAGCAGUCUGGGGCAUCUCGGAAUGUUUACCUUGGAAAUCUGCCUGAGGAUAUCCCAGAAGAGGAGUUACGUGAGGACUUGGGAAAGUUUGGCGCAAUCGAUACAAUCAAGAUUGUCCGAGAGAAGAAUAUCGCCUUUGUUCAUUUCUUAUCCAUCGCCAACGCUAUGAAGGCGGUUCAGCAAUUGCCGCAGGAGCCUAAGUGGCAAUCCCCUCGUCGCGUUUACUACGGUAAAGACCGCUGCGCGUACGUUUCGAAGACGCAGCAGCAGAACGCGGCUCAGUACCUCGGCAUUGCUCCUGGGUAUGCUCACAUGUUGACAGGCCAAGAUCGCGAGGUGAUUUCCAGCGCUCUCGCCCAGCAAUCGGUUGCUGCCGCUGCAGUUGCCACUACAGCCGGUGGUAUCAACAACUUGGGCAAUCGAACCAUCUAUCUUGGUAACAUUCACCCAGAGACGACAAUCGAAGAAAUUUGCAAUGUUGUACGUGGCGGUUUGCUUCACCAUAUUCGGUACAUUCCGGACAAGCAUAUUUGUUUCGUUACUUUCAUCGACCCCACGGCGGCGGCUUCUUUCUACGCCUUGAGCAAUUUGCAGGGCUUGAUGAUUCACAACCGCCGUCUGAAGAUUGGUUGGGGAAAGCACUCCGGUGCUCUUCCGCCGGCUAUUGCGUUGGCUGUUAGCGGUGGCGCAUCUCGUAACGUCUACAUUGGUAACUUGGAUGAGACCUGGACUGAGGAGAGAUUGAGGCAAGACUUUUCGGAGUAUGGUGAGAUUGAAUUGGUGAACACGCUACGUGAAAAGAGCUGUGCUUUCGUCAACUUCACGAACAUUGCCAAUGCGAUUAAGGCUAUCGAAGCCGUCCGGAGCAAGGAUGAGUACAAGAAGUUCAAGGUCAACUUUGGCAAGGACCGGUGUGGAAAUCAACCUCGACAACUGCAGCAGCAAGCUCAGUCUCCUCGUGGAGAGGGUGUGGCCUCGCCUGCACCCGUCGGCAGCGGAAGCGGUAGCUCACCCACCAACCCUACCUCUCCCCAGUCUGCCAACAGCGUCAGCAUGUUUGCUAAUGGCAACAAUCCGCUGACUAUGUACUUGAAUCAAGUGUCCCAGCAAGCACAGCACCACCAGCAUCAGCAACAGCAGAUCCUAGCUUCGCAACAGGCGGCCUUAUUCGGUACCGCAGCAUCAUCUCCGAAUGAGCUUGGUGUCGACGUUCCUCAGCUAGGAUCCGGGUCUGGUCACGGCCAAUCAGCCAGUAUCUCGAACGGAUACGCAAACGGUUCCGCCUCCGGUGCCCCAACCAUUGGCGGCCUGCUCGCCCCCGGUAAUCCCCGAGGGCAGCACAACCGCGCCGUGAGCUUGCCAGUUUUCGCGCCUGGUUUUGAGAACGGUGGCAACAGCCCCGUCAGUGCCGUUGGAGGUCUCACCGAGGGAGAACGACGGGGACACCAAUAUCAGGCCAGCUUUGGUGGCAUGGGUUCAGGACUUGGUCUUGCGAUCCAAGGCGGACUGAACGGCUGGGUUGAAGAGGAGGUUGCCAAUUGAUGUGACACGGCCACUCUACGGGCGAGUACUAGGGAAAGAUAAUAUGUUGUAAUUGUUGCGUUGAUUUUCUUCGGCGUUAUUCAUUCAGAUUUCCACGGCUAUGGUUGUGU
Messenger RNA from Annulohypoxylon truncatum, 2647 nucleotides. RefSeq lists its product as uncharacterized. Gene Ontology annotation, molecular function: mRNA binding. The record is from RefSeq and is a predicted model, not a curated record. NCBI's taxonomy places the organism in Eukaryota, Fungi, Ascomycota, Sordariomycetes, Xylariales, Hypoxylaceae. Gene Ontology annotation, biological process: mRNA splicing, via spliceosome. The transcript has a single exon. Bases 147 to 2537 code for a protein of 796 amino acids. Gene Ontology annotation, cellular component: cytoplasmic stress granule.